CUUCUUUUCACCGUUCCUUCGAUCUUUUCAACACUCCUUGGCCAAUAUGCCAACUCACUGAAUCAAGUCCAUUCAUUCAUUAGAUUCUAUUUCAAUUUUGUUAUGCAAUUGCGUGAUCUUCUAGCAACAGCCCUUCUGGUGGGCGCAAUCUCAGCGAGAAGAAACAACAUCAAUACUUGUCCUGAGGCCUGCUCUUCGAGCGUUGACCCAUUCUAAUGAGUUGCCUAUCAUUCACUUGACCGGGUCGCUGCCUGCAACCAGUCGAUGCUCCUUAAUUUCGCAAUAUAUAACCCUCUCAAUGAUUCUCAGACUCACUCGACUAUUUAUGCCUGCACCACGGCAAAUGAUACUGCCACGUCAUCUGUGGCGAGAUGGACGGCAUAUGCAGACAACAACACCACCAAUACCUCCUCAGUGAACCUUGAGUUAGGUGUCUGGGGCUCCGUAGCUGAUUCAGCUCAUAGCCAGCUUUUGGGAGCUUUAGACGACGUUGAAUCUUAUAUCGGGUCUGUUAUGGAAACGGAUUUUGUUUUUGGUUAUUCAGGGAAAGCAGUUGUCGGACUCUACAUCGGAGGCGGUUUUUAUGCCUCUAGCACUGCAGCUACUGUGAUGGACCAGAUGCGCACUUACGUCGCCUCUGGGGAGGUGUCCAGUCAAAUGGUCCUACAGUACUGUGGAUCAACGGCCAAUUAUAUUGUUGGCCUGGCUGUCAAUAUGGAUGGAGACCUUCCCGCAGUACAACAGCUGAUGAAGACGUGGAGUGAUGCGGCAUGCGUGUCCGGCUUUGACUCUUAUACAGACAUUGAGUCCACUCUGAACAUCAAGUCUCAGUCUUCCCAUAACACAAGCAUGGCAACUUCUCGGUCUGCGGCGUCGGGUGUCAGUUCUCGAUCGGACACUUGCUCAACCGUGCAGGUUGUCUCAGGAGAUUCGUGUUCCAGCCUCGUGACAGAAUGUGGUAUCACAGCCACCGAAUUCUAUGAAUAGAAAUAAGCCUGUGCGAGACAUAGAAGUCUCGGCGAGAUACCGAUAACUAUUUAGUUAGUAACUUGGUUAGCUAGUUAGCUAACUAGUCACUUAUUUACUAUGAGUGACUCAUCUGGGCUGAGUCCGAUUUUCCGCUUGACGCCGCUGUGCUUCUGUUAUACGACAUCGAAAC
Messenger RNA from Aspergillus neoniger CBS 115656, 1159 nucleotides. RefSeq lists its product as uncharacterized. The record is from RefSeq and is a predicted model, not a curated record. The transcript has a single exon. Bases 265 to 987 code for a protein of 240 amino acids. NCBI's taxonomy places the organism in Eukaryota, Fungi, Ascomycota, Eurotiomycetes, Eurotiales, Aspergillaceae.